Molecule: messenger RNA, 1378 nt
Organism: Dacryopinax primogenitus
Lineage: Eukaryota; Fungi; Basidiomycota; Dacrymycetes; Dacrymycetales; Dacrymycetaceae
Product: ras-domain-containing protein
Exons: 5
Coding region: 269-1378 (369 amino acids)
Biological process (GO): Ras protein signal transduction
Cellular component (GO): plasma membrane
Molecular function (GO): GTPase activity; GDP binding; GTP binding
Source: RefSeq, a predicted model, not a curated record
UAUCUUUCUCUCUUUGUUACCUCGGGCAGCAUAGAGCUCCGGACUGCUUCUCCUCAAUCCGCUCUUUCAUCGAAGCCACCUCUGGUAUCUCCUGGUAUUAGCGCCUUCCCUGAAAACCUUGCUGGGGUAUCGUUAUCUGGCGAUCUGUCAACGGACCCCUUUUGCUUCAAAGGCUUCUCUCCACCCCAGAUCUGGCAACACGUCUCGCAGCUGUGUAAUAACCUGAUAGAACACUUCUCUUGCCACACACCGAGUCCUUUCAGCCAUAAUGAAUACUCAAGAGACAUGGAAGGUCGCCCUGUUUGGUGACGGCGCCGUCGGAAAAACAGCUAUCGCGGUGAAGUUCACACGUGGAACUUUCCUCGAGACUUACGAUCCGACAAUCGAAGACUCGUACCGUAUCCACACUUCAUUUCAAGGUCAACCCGCAUUCCUGGAGCUUGUGGACACAGCGGGUCAAGAUGACUACGCUACUCUACGCGAUCAAUGGCUUCACGAAGGCGAUGCGUACGUCCUAGUGUACGCUGUAUCCUCAAGAAAAUCGUUCAUGCGACUAUUGAACAUGGAAGCAACCCUUAAGCGAGCCCGCCAGAAAUCCAGCCAUAUUUACCCUGUUUCAAUGCUCAUCGGAAACAAGUACGACCUUACCGAUCAAGCAGGGGGGCGUGCAGUAGGUGCACAGGAAGCAUACGAGCUCGCCCAGCGGUAUGGGUGUUUUUAUAUGGAGACCUCGGCGAAGUCGGGGUACAACAUCACCAAAAUGUUCGAGACCAUCGUCCUCGCCCUCCGCAAUCGCCAUGCUGGCCGACCGAGCACUGGACCACCCGGGACGAUCUGGGGUGGUUCUCUCCCUGUCUCACCUAUCAAUAAUGUGCCUUCUGCAUUCCGAUACCCGCCCGCUUCUGCUCCUCCCGCUUCCUACGCCCGUGGUGCCGGCCCGAGCGACCCCUAUGGGUCCCGCACCCGCCAGGGAUCUACACCUGCCCUGCGUCCAAGUGCCUCCGCAUACCCUCUUCCACGCUCACCGUCUCUGCACGGAAGGUCACCGCCCGUCUCCGGCUCAUCAAAGCAGCUCAGGGGACGAAGCAGCACCUCCGCAUUACGUUCUCCGAACGCAGUGCCUCCGCCACCUGUCCCACUUGUACCCGUUAACCCCCGUUCCCCGGUUAUGCCCAGUACCCCAAGUACGGCGCGAUCAACGUCACGCUUCAACGACCGACAGCAAGCGAGGACUGAGAAGAGCGCGAAGGUAGAGCAGGAGAAGAAAGGCAGGGGUCUGUUUGGAGGAGGCGGUCGCUCCGGUCGCGGACCAGAAAGUGCAGGUGACGGCGGCGGGGAUGGAAAAGGUGGGAAAGGUGGGCACUGCAUCAUCUGUUGA